Ceutorhynchus assimilis (cabbage seed weevil) is the source of this 841-nucleotide messenger RNA. The record is from the annotation of a GenBank genome assembly. Lineage: Eukaryota; Metazoa; Arthropoda; Insecta; Coleoptera; Curculionidae.
ACAUGACAUUCGGUGAUCAAAACCAAGGAUUUUUAUCAUUUGGAUUUGAAAAGUUUGAAAAAUUUCCAUAUUCAAUUUAAUUAAAUAAUAAACAUGGUAUUCACGAGCGCAAUUAAUCUGAUCCGUGCUAAAGGUCCCGACGAAUUUUGGAGAAAAAGGCGAAUUUUCAAACUUGCAGCACACUUUGUCGGACGAAAACGUAACUGUUACAGCAUUGCUGUGCGAUAUGUUCACAGGGCCCUGGCCUAUGCAACAAAGGGACGGAAACUUAAAAAAAUGGACAUGAGAAGUCUCUGGGAGACCAGAGUAACAGCUGGAUGUAACCAACACAAUAUGGAAUACGGUACUUUCAGAGAAUCAUUAGUUCGCUCAGAUAUUCUACUCAACAGGAAAACUUUAGCCGACUUGGCUAUUUGGGAACCUCACACCUUCAAAUCCCUCACAGAUAUUGCUAAAAGAAGAGCUAUCGAUGAUGGAUUAGUUUGUUUGAAUAAUAAGGAAGAACCAGUUGAUAGGAUUAUAACUAGGGGAACUCUUGCAAAUAAGUCAUAGAGAUUUGCAUUUUUCAUAAAAAGUCUACGACUCCCAAAUGCUUGUUAAAAUCAUUUGAAUCCCAUAAGGCAUAAGGCUGAAAAUAUAUUCGUGAAUACAUGUGCAAGACUCAAAUAAAUUCAUAAAUCAAUUCAAAGACUGGUAUAAGUAUUGCCAAUACUAACUGAAAAUCACAUUUUUAAGGUGACUUCUCAAAAUCAGGAGGCGGAUUACGAACUCUCGAUUCGAACUGAAACCGCCAUGUUACACCAAAAUUUUGAUUUUGAACGCACUCCAUGCGAAUGCAUUU